AGAGUACCGAAAAACACUAUCUCAAAUUUCAUUAAAGAUGUCUGCCAAGAAAUAUACAAUUCUCUGCAAGAAUUUAUGAAGGUACCACAAACAGAAGAAGAAUGGAAAGAAAUUCAAAAUAAUUUCUAUUGCCGAUGGAAUUUCACAAAUUGCUGCAGGGCUCUGGAUGGCAAACAUAUUAUUAUACGUAAUGCACCCCAUAGUGGAUGAGAAUAUUUUAAUUAUAAAG
Acanthoscelides obtectus is the source of this 229-nucleotide messenger RNA. NCBI's taxonomy places the organism in Eukaryota, Metazoa, Arthropoda, Insecta, Coleoptera, Chrysomelidae. The record is from the annotation of a GenBank genome assembly.